AUGUUGAAACGAGUUGAAAAGCGCCGUAGAAAGAAGCAAGAGGAAGAAGAGAUUGGUCUUGAUGAGGACAUGAAGGAGAUUUUGGGGAUGCACGAUACUGACUCCGAUGAGUCUACUUCAGAGUCGGGCUCCGGUGGGUCCUCUGGACAGGAAGAUGAAGAAGACGAUGGAAUGGACCCAGGUGUAGAUGCCGAGGAAGCGUUGUCAGACGAAGAGGACGAGGAGGACAAAGAUGGAGACGCAGAAGAGGAUCCGGAAGUCAGUGUCGGCCAAGCACUGAAAGACCCCGUCUAUGUGGUUUCUGUCAUGCCCGAAGUCAGAGCGUGCAUAGUGUGCCCUGGAAAGCUGCUCAAGGGCAUCAAGAUGGUGGACCUGCACAGAACCUCUAAUGCAUGUACGCUUUCGUUGGCACAUGAACGACGUUUAAAGCAAUUUAAAGCAACUGCAGCUCAUGCAGAUUCUAACGAAAGUGCCUGGGAGGUCUUGAAGCAACAUUCUGAAGAGAAACCGAAGUUAUCCUUGGAGCCUUCUACCUCUGGGACCUCUAAACGAGCGGAAAAGAAGAAAGCGAGACAGGCACACCUGAAGCUGCGGCGUGAAAAGAGUCAAGAAAGGAAAGCCCAAAAGGCGUCCAAGCUGAAGAAGACACUCCCGACCCCUGCGCAAAAACUUGUUUCUGAGUCUUCCUUGUCGGCCAAAGGAACUUCAAAAGCAGAAUUGACUUCAGUCAAGCCCAAGCAAACAAAAAAGCGCGCCAGUAAAGCAUCAGACUCCACCACGACAUCAUCACCUACAAAGAAGCGAAAAUUGGAAACGAGCAGCCAGAAGAAGCCCUCGUCAAUUGCACCUUCUCAAACUGAAGUCCUUCAGAAGCCAACCGUCGUUGAACCAUCCUCUCAUCCAGAGAAACAGACGAAGUCGAAGGGCGAAGAUAAAGGAAAGAACCAAGUUUCUGCAGACCCAAUCAAUGGUGGAUCGAAAUCAUCUCUUGCUAUCCAAAGGAAGGAAAGCAUCAGGGAUAUCGUUCGCUCCACAGGUGACCGGGCCAAGAAUGCGCGUUCACGAGCCAUAAAUGCGUCAAAAGGGACGAAAGGUAAAUCACCUCAGAAGGCGGUAGCUGUAUCGUAA
Messenger RNA from Cyclocybe aegerita, 1128 nucleotides. The record is from the annotation of a GenBank genome assembly. Lineage: Eukaryota; Fungi; Basidiomycota; Agaricomycetes; Agaricales; Hemipholiotaceae.